AUGACUAGCUGCGAAGACACGACCAUUAGGACAUCUACAGCGAUUCCUGGAUGUAAAGGCAAGGAGCCAGUUGUCCAAGUCGCAUCAGGUGCACAGGGCUCGAGCAACGCGCAGGCAUCCGCAUCCAGCGAAUCCAAGACGCCAAUCACGCUAUCAAGAACUGUCUCCUCAUCUCAGGUCAAAUCUUCAGAUUUGGUGGGAACUAACACUGCGAACACCUUGACUUCGACAAGCACCACGAACAGCACAGACUCGGACUCGAGCUCUAGCAUCAGCUCACCUUCACCUAUCAAUACAAUCCGUAAUUCAAGAGUAUCAGCGCCUCGCGAGUCUUUGCCCGCUGACUGGGUCGGCCCAUCACCUACCCCUAAUCGCGCCAGCACAUCAUCCAAUUCAUCAGGCUCGCCAGGGUCCAACGUCGAUGAUGGUCCCAGCCGUACUCCAUCUCCGAAGUCACCGGAACCUGAUCAGGAGGACUCGGGAAAAAAGGUGGCAUACCCGCCUCCCUAUGCCCCAUGGACGGUUGUCGACGACGGGGCCGGGUGCAAGGAGACGUGGUCGUAUCAUUAUAUGAACAUUGCGGCCAUGGAUGAUUACAAGGGCAUGUCACCAGAGGAGCUCCGCAUGGCUGACUACAAACUCGACCGUGGCAGACCGAGUAGACCCAAGGCAGGCACCAGAGAUGCUACACAGUUCUUCAGUGGUUUCCCUUCGGUGGCUCAGAACACCACCGCUGGUCCGUCAUCUGAGACAAUCCGCCCCGCUGCUCGAGUGACCCCCCAGCAAGUGCCUCCGACUGACCACCAAUCAAAGGCGAAUCCUGCUGCAUCCACUCGCCUCUUCCUCUCAUCUGUCGGCUCCGUCCCCUCACGUUCCAACUCCAUUGUGCGUCCGAAUACGAGCCAAGGUCUCUCCUUCCCAGAUGCGUCGAUGGUCAUCCGUAUCGGCAAUACUACGCACCGCGUUCACCAUACCAUUCUCUCCCAGCAUUCUUCCGUCUUCCGCCGUCUAGCAAGCUUGGACGUUUUUCAAGAGCUCACGAAGGGUCCUAAUGGUGAUGGAGACGCUGAUGAGAGUGGGUAUGGGAAGGUGCCGGUCGAGAUUGACUUGCCAGCAGUCCACGAGACGGCGAUCGGGGAACUAUUUGCCGCGAUCUAUAACUCCGCAUCCUCGCUUCCCUUGACAGAUCCCCUCAACCCUUCCUUUUCCUUCGAACGCCUAACGACCCUUCUCUGGGUUUCUGCGCCAGACCACUACGACGUCCCCUACGUCCGCACGCGAGCCCUGCGUACUCUGAGAGGCAUGUAUCCAUCCAGGCUCGAACGCGCCACAGCACUCUCCUCGUUCUCUUCGAGCCUGGACGACCAAACCGUCGUCGACAAAUCCCGCGCCCAUGCGCUCGACACAAUAGUGGCUGUGCGGAGCAUCGCGGGCCGUGCUCGGGCCGCAUGUGCCGAUCCGGAUGCGGAGUGGGGUGACGCGCACGGGGAGGAAUGUUUGAAGUUCGUGGAGGAUCUUGAGAGCGUUCUGCCGUGCGCGUUCUACCUUGCGGCUCAAGUUCCGAUAGAACAGGUGUUCGAUGCAUCGGCGUCUUCUGGUUGUGGUACUCCCGAGCAAGCUGCACCGCCUGCGGACGCGUCGGCCCACCCCGCCGCGGCGCUCUUCGACACAUUCAACGCGGGUAGUGUCGCAGCCGCAGAUGAGGAAACGGAUCCGCUUGCAGCCCGGCUGGACUAUGCGGACGUACGGCGGAUUGUUCUAGGUCGCGAACGUCUCGCGACGCUGGAUAAAGAAGUCCUCACGCCUUUCCUCCGAGCUAUAUCCUCAUCGUCUACCACCACCACCACCCUUAGUUCAUCUCCUCUCUCUUCAAGCAAAAGUCAUUGCUGCACAAGCGCGUUAUGUGCACGGUCCACAGAACCCGAUCACGAGAGCAUGCUGCGUUGCCUCCAAGCGCGCUCUGACUCUGUGGAAGCAGCUCCAAGUGACGGCAUAGGUGGCGUUUUAGAGCGGUUCGUCGAGUGGGAGGUCCUCGGGCUGUGUUCUGGGUGUGUCAAGAGCCAGAGGGAGGCGCAUGAACAGGCAAGGAAGGAAGUGUGGGCCCAGUUGAAAGGGGUGUUUGAUUUGGAAUGA
Molecule: messenger RNA, 2133 nt
Organism: Coniophora puteana RWD-64-598 SS2
Lineage: Eukaryota; Fungi; Basidiomycota; Agaricomycetes; Boletales; Coniophoraceae
Exons: 4
Coding region: 1-2133 (710 amino acids)
Molecular function (GO): protein binding
Source: RefSeq, a predicted model, not a curated record